UCAACAAGUGUCGCUAAGGUCUUUACAAAAGAAACAUGUCAAAUGAAUGGCAACCAACAAAAAACUCUUCCCUGCUCUCACUCCUCCUCCCCCUUCAUCCUGCCUCCUUGUUCAGCGCAACAGGUUGUGAACUAACUAACAGACUAUUCUGAGUUGCGAGGAGCAGAGUUAAGUCUGCCUUUGUUCAAAAUGAUAUUUCGGACAGCACUGGAGCAUGCAAGGAAGCACCCCGGUCUAAUCCCUCAGUUUUUCUUCAUCUGUCUGGGGAUGGGCGGCGCUGGUCUAUACCUAGUCCGACUGGCGAAAGGACCUCAUGUCACCUGGGAUAAGACCAAUAAUCCUGAGCCUUGGAAUAAACUUGACCCAACGUAUCAGUACAAGGAGAGAUGCAGCAGUCCCACUGUACUGUGCUCGUUUGUGGAUACACUGCAAGUCAAUGCAGACCGAAAACCUGACACACACACACUUGGAAGUGAAGUCUGAAAAACAUAUACUCUAGCGAAUGUAAUCUUAUUGUUUUACUGUGUGUGGUCAUUUAAUCUUUGAUCUGCAAGGUAGAUUGAUUGAACACUCCAAAUUGUCUGUAAGUGUAAUUGUGUGGAUGAAAUGUUUGCCUAUAUGUGCUCUGCGAUAGGCUGUCAAGCAGUUCCAUGUACCCCGCAUACUUCAUAUAGUCUGCUCGGACAGGCUGUGGCAUUCUUGAGACCCUCAUAAGGAUAAAUAAUAUGAUAGAUGAAUGAAUUAAUGAACAGUGUUGUCAAAGAUUACUUGACAAAAAAAAUUUAAUUGCUGAUUAGGCCUAAAAAAAGUAAUGUAGUUGCUUUAAUGAUUACUUUAUUAUCAAAGUAACUCGGUUACUUUAAAAGUGAUUUAUCAGUUACUUUUCACCCAUUUUCCUCCCUUUGCUGGCUCAACAUAAAAAUGACAACAGAAACAUUUCAUCGCAUAUAAUUAACUUUCCGAUAAUUGAAUUUUAAGGGCACGAUCAGAAUUUUUACAAGAGCCUUAAUCUUCGAGUUAGCAGGGGUUUAAUUAGGCGAUGGAGUUGAUUUCAACCAUAAUUGACUCGCGGAAGUUUAGCCACUCCAGAGCCUGAAACUAUCAAAUAACUGACUAACUGCACGGAAUUUGUUGAAAUCAACUCCACUGGCAAAUUAAACCCCCGCUAGCUCGAAGAUUAAGCCUAAUGUCAAAAGUUUUGAACUUUGGGUUAGGGUUUACAGGUUAGGGUUAAGAGAAUAUCAGUGCCAAUGUAAAACAAUGCAAAUUGACUGCACAAUAAUUAACAACACACAAAUGAAUUGCACAGUGCAAUAAACACAAAGAUGGGGGCGGGUGCUCGCGCACAACCUGGAAGUACGCCAUACACACAUGCGGUCAAUAUGGCCACAAAACGUGGCGGCAACUAAGUACUUUACACUCAAUCGUGUCACAUUCUGGUGCUGGUUGGAUUUUGUUUUGUUACAGAGCCGGUCGUGGGGCAUUCCCGACAUUGCACCUGCAGCUAAUUCCAGCUAAUCAACAUUAGUAUAUAAACACCGGUAAUUCAAGGCAACGGUGCCGAGACAUUAGCUUGCUGGUCACCAUUUGACGCAUACUACUUCCGAGUCGCUUUGUAUUUGCCAUUUUGUUCGUCAGCCGCCUUUGUUUUAUUAUCCUCUACCAUGUGCAGGUAUUGAAUGUAUGUUUGUUGUCUUUUUAGGCUCUCUGCCCACCACUUAGUUUCGCAUUAUUGAUCCCCGUCAUAGACACCUUUUGUUGUUCCCUCUUUUCCACAAUCGCGUGUCUUGUUUUUUUUUUUGUGUUUAAUAAAUUCUUCAACGCUUCCCCUCGACUGUCUGUUCUUGGGUCCUAUCUUGUUUUCCGCAUUCGUGGUUCGUAACAAAUCGGACUUACAACACAUCCCAAAGAUGCUGAUCAAACACGUCACCUCACGGCAUAAAUAUGUAACACGAAAAUGAUGUAAACCAUGCUCGCCGACUUGUCGAGGAUGAGCGGGAGCUAUGACUGUUGCAACGGCAAAGCUACGAAACGGCCAUGCAUGUAGUGGCUCCAACCUAUCGCUGGAACCCUCCAGAAUGUAGGAAAAAUACUCACUUACAUUUAUGGAUGCACACAGAUGUACGUAACAUCGCAUAUCUCAACAGGUGGCUGUACUCGGCUUGAAUGUACACCAGCGAUCCUCACCCCUUUCUCAGUCCCAAAACACUAACACGUGUGACUCGAGACCAAAAUAGGAAGUAACUAUGAGCGGUUACCAUGGAAACAAACGCGUAGUCGGCAGAGGUGAAAGUGGUUAGAAUUUCUUGCCGGAGCAAGAAAUGUUAUUUAUUUAUUUAUUAAUUAAUUAAUUUAUUUAUUUAUUUAUUUAUUUAGGGGGUGUAAAAACUUCUGAAAUGCAAAGAAAACUGUUUUGGUCAGUUAUUUCUAUAACACAUACAAAACCUGAUUUUCAUUCAAAAUUGUAUUUUUUCAACGAUUUGCUAAAUAAAAGUUAUCAAAAACAGCUAUACCCCCCAACCUCCAUCUCCUAAUUUUUAUUUUCCCUCAUUUCCUCACAUACUAAAUGCCAAAUCUCAAUUUUAACUAUUUAGGAACAUGGGAUGUAUAUUAAAAUUGAAGAUAAUGUAAGCAUUUACUUUUUGUUGUGUUUUUAAAUAAUAAAGAUAUAACUAACAUAUUAAGUAGCCUAACAUAAAUAAACAAAUAUAAGUCCAAAGUGCACAUUGACAGCUAAGAUGUAGUAUGUGAACCUCCCCAUCAGAGCAAAUAAAACUAAAUAUGAUAAAUAAGCCU
Corythoichthys intestinalis (scribbled pipefish) is the source of this 2796-nucleotide messenger RNA. It is a transcript of the gene ndufa4l2a, whose product is annotated as NDUFA4 mitochondrial complex associated like 2a. The coding region runs from base 190 to 483 and encodes 97 amino acids. Lineage: Eukaryota; Metazoa; Chordata; Actinopteri; Syngnathiformes; Syngnathidae. The record is from RefSeq and is a predicted model, not a curated record. The transcript has 4 exons.